AUGGAUUCCAAGUCGGACGACAUAGAAAUGUACGUAGAAAAUAUGCUUAAUGAACUGAAGGGGAAAAUGCAAAACUUGUCAAACAAUUUGCUCAGCAAGGUGGACAACAUGGAGAAGUCCCUCGAUGAGUUGGAGCACACCAUGUUAAGUUUUUCGAACAAGUCGGACGG
Molecule: messenger RNA, 170 nt
Organism: Plasmodium cynomolgi strain B
Lineage: Eukaryota; Apicomplexa; Aconoidasida; Haemosporida; Plasmodiidae
Product: heat shock factor binding protein 1 containing protein
Exons: 1
Molecular function (GO): transcription corepressor activity
Source: RefSeq, a predicted model, not a curated record